CCAUUUUGGUUAUAUUGUUAUACUAUCUAAGAAAGCAUCAUCCGUUGGUAUAUGGGAUGAAGAAAUAUAUAUUUGGAUUUCCUACUAAUAGUUAGAGAUACUAAGGCGAACCAAUUCUUGAUAUUGGACCAGAAGUUUUAAUAACCCAAAAUGUUAUAACAUGAGACAUUUUUUUUCUUUUGCCAGACAUUUAGAUAUGAGUUAUCUGUCUGCAAUGGUAAAGGGUGUUGAGGUAAGUCACUCCCAAAAUACAUAGUUUGAAAUCCCAACUUUCAAACGAAUCCUCAAUUACUUUGGAUUAUAAGUCACUCUCUAAGGCUGCAGUACGACCUUAAUACUUGCUAAGAAAUGAUGGAGCAGUACGGCCAGUACUACAACAUUUUUUCUAUUAAAUGUUUUCAUUUCUCUGUUAUGACUUCAAAUGAAUGCAAUUUUCUUUCUCCCUUUCUUUUUGGUGUUUUGGCAAACAAGACCUAUCAACAUUAUAUAACACCAUCCAUGAAUCGAAUAUCGAGUUUGAUUUGCUUUCUGGGCUAUAUUGUGUCUGCAAUGAAUGCUAUCUUUAGUCACUCGUUAGUUGUGCUUCACCAUUAACAAAGAAGGAUCGAUCCGAGAUCAUGCAUGUGUAAAAACAAAGGAAUUAUAUCAUGUCGAUCAAUUCAGUUUAAAGUUCAAGAAAAAAACGAGUUCUUUGUUGCUAAGUGGGAGUCUCAAACUUUUGUCAGCUCUUUCGAUGAUUGUAGGAGCAAGAGUCCAUGUACGGAUGAGGGUUUUUACUCAUACCCUGACGACAGUUUUGUCACUGGAGUUGAGUUUAUGAGCACUGGGUAGACUAUUUGAGGUUUAUGAUUAGCUUGGGGCACAGAAUUUAAAAGAGGUUGCAUGUCCUCAAACUGAAUUCUUUAAUUGCUAUCCAACUUGUUUUGUGUUAUAAGUGCGACGAGGUGGGGAAUUGAACUAUAAGUCUCUAUUAUGGAGGCGUGAUUACUUGAUUAGUAGACCACAUGGGCUUCUCUAACUACUAUACGCCUUUUUAACACAGACCAACACGUCGCAUCACGACACCUCUAGUACUACCUAUGCCAUUAGUUAUAUGGUCUGUAGCAUACAUAUAAGGGAAAUAAUGUAUGGGAUCAUAUGUUCAACCCUAAUAGGUGUUGCAUAGCUAUGUAGUUAAUACUUGUUUUCUACCCUAGCUUGUUUUUGUUGCUUUGUUUUGUUCUUCGGUCAGUAUUUGGUAAAGAUAUGGUGGACCUUUAUGUUGGGAGUGUAAAUGAAAUUGAUCUAGUGGGGUGGGUACUGGUAGCAACAUCUCCACCUUCUUUCACUUGACAGAGGAGGGUAAAUUUCUAUGCAACAUACAUACGACUUUCAACUAUUACAAAAAUCAAAUAAUCUACAUAGUCAUCCAAUUUAUGAUGACCAAUUUCAACUUCGUUUGUUCAACUAAAAAUCUCGAUAUUUCAUAAUUUUCUUUAAGUUAUCUAACAUACAAGAUACAACACCUUCUUUUAGAAUGGAGUAGAAGACUUAUAAGUGAUUCCACACUUACAUUUUGAAGAGAAUAUCACCUCUACAAUCAUGAUUGGAAAGAUAAGAAGCCUCUCAAUCAAAUAGAUGUUAAUUGAGAUUAGGGUUUCAUGGUGGAACUACGGCUGUUUUUGAGUUUGACCAUGUUAUAUAUAUGAGAUAAAAAAAAUCCUCAGUGGAGCUAUCAAAUUGGGUAAAUUUUGUAGUUACAAGUGGAGGCCAAGGGGAAAGGGACAUGUAAUAGUAAAUAGUUAUGGCCAUUCAAUUCUUUUGUCCUGGUACUGUGAGCAAUCAUAUCCCUUUUGAUCCCUCUUGGUGCUGUAGGGUACCCUAUAGAAAAUAUCCAAUUCAGUCCCACCAUUCAACAUGGCUCCAAAUAGUGAUGUAAUGGGCAUCAAAUGUAAUCAAACAAACCAUAAAAUGUACCAAUCAAAUGACUCCGACUCAAAUGGCUACUACUAAUAGUCUUCUCAUAAUCAAAUUGUAUAUUUGCCUAUUCGUCCUCGACACUUAUCCCGAGUCGUCAUGUGGAGAGAUAAACUUGUACCGAGUGCUUACGUCGUUGGUUUUUUUGCUCUCGUGUGUACUCACUCAUUGGAUCGAUGUAGUGAUAUUAUUUUUAAAAAUCUCGUUCGUGUGCUCAAUUCCACGACGCCCGCGAACAUCCGUGAAUGAGAGUUGACUAUCCGAUCAUGUCAUCAGCAUGCGCGUUGAUCAUCCCGAUGUGGACUUUAUGAAACCAAUCGUAUUGGUAUUGAUCUUGCUAUUUUCAUCCUCGUAUCAAAAUUUUGUCAUUAUGGUGGUGAGUCGUUACACUCAAGUGGUCAUUGACUCAAUCUAUGUUUAGAUUUUGUAAGGACUGAUGAUACGAAUUCGAGGAAGAGCGAUCUAUCAUCAAUCAUCAUCUAUGUAUACGAAUUCGAGGAAGAGCGAUCUAUCAUCAAUCAUCAUCUAUGUAUACGAAUUCGAGGAAGAGCGAUCUAUCAUCAAUCAUCAUCUAUGUACAAAAUCUAAAUUUAUACUUUGUACAAUGAAGAUCGAUCCAACUCAGUAGUUGUACUCGUGACCCCAUAUCCAACUCAGUAGAAAAAAAGGAAGAAAAAAGUAAACAACACGGACGAUGAAAUUUGUCCAGAACUAGCACUAGAAGAGCAGAAGAAGAACAAAAACCACCACACUCUCACUCUGCAGUGUUUUUUCUGCUGUUUCGUUCGGUUUCCCUUUUCCUUCCUUUUUUUCUCCUCCGCAGACAAACGAAACGACGCACCUCUCCGCGCUGGCAAAAGAUUCCCCCUCUUUUCUUUUCCCUGGAAAGAAAAUUCAAUUCAAUUUUCUCGAGAAACAAACACUCCCUUCCAUUCCUUCUCUCUUUCUCCGUUCUGGGCUUCUGGCUGCCAUCUCCUUCAAUCCAGCUCAAUCACAGUCAAAUCAUGCUUCUUCUUCUUCUUCUUCAGUUCCUCUUCUCUCUCACCUAACCCACUAUUUUUUUUUUUAUCCUCUCUCUCUCUCUUCCUUCGUUUUCACUUAAACCUAAAGUAUAAGCUAAAACCCACCCCACCAAUUUCCCCCCUUUCCUUUCAUUUACCCCUUUCUUUAAUUCCAAUUCUGGAUUUUUUUUCUGGGGUGUUCGCCGAUGGGGUGCGCCGGCUCCAAGCUGGACGAUCUCCCGGCGGUGGCGCUCUGCCACCACCGGUGUACCUUCCUCAACGAAGCCAUCGCCCAGCGGUUUCUGUUGGCGGAAGCUCAUCUCGGGUACGUUUAUUCGCUCCGGGGAGUCGCGGAUUCCUUGCAUCAUUUCAUGGAGCAGGAUUUCGGCGGUGGGUUGGAGUCUCCGAAGCUCAAUUUGCCUCCCAAGGGGAAAGGUGUGAGUGUCGAGGAUGUUGGGAAUUCGACGAAGAAGGUUAGUGGUGGCGGGGGAGGCGGCAGGGGUAAAGGUCAUUCCCAAUCUCACUCCGGUUCGCAUCUUCAUUUUAUACCCGAUUCGGACGAGGAGGAGGAUGAGGACGACGAUGAUGAUUCGGAUUCGCAUCUUCAUCUCUCUGAUCACUCGUCUCCCUUGCAUAAUCACGCCGGUGGUGGCGGCGGUGAUGGUGGCGGUGGCAAGCAUGUGAAGUUUAUGAGUUCUGAUUAUAAGCCUAUGCCUGUGGAUCAAAGGCCUUUUCCCGCCGGCGGCGGUGGGUAUCCGGGUGGCAGAGGCGGGUACCCGGAAGGAGGAGGCGGAUACACGGAAGGUGGAUUCGGGUAUCCGGGAGGUGGAGACGGGUUUCCCGGUGGAUAUCCGGGCGGCGGCGGUGGAUAUCCGGGUAGCGGAGGUGGGUAUCCGGGCGGCGGGGGCGGGUUUUUCCAUAUGAAUUAUAUGAAGAAAAAGGGGACAGCUGCGGUGGUUUAUCAGCAGAGGCCGGCGGCUGCGGAGACCGUUCGUUUCGGUGAAUCUUCUUCGUCUUCUUCUUAUUAUUCGCAGCCUAGUAACAAUUCUUCUUACCCUGUUGAUAAUUCGAGCGCUUAUUCGUAUUUCGGGUACCCGAAUAAUGGUGGUGGCAGUGGAAUGGCUGGUUACUACGGCAAUCCGCCUGCUCAUGGAUCUUCAUCUCUGCCUCCCCAGGGUGCUUCCUCGUCGAAGUCGCCGCCAGCUCCGCCAUCACCACCGAGAUCUUCAGCUUGGGAUUUCUUGAAUCCGUUUGGGAGUGACGAGAAGUACUAUCCAUCUUACACUCCCAGCAGGGAUUCCAGAGAAGUGAGGGAAGAAGAAGGGAUUCCUGAUUUGGAGGACGAGGAUUAUCAGCACGAAGUAGUUAAAGAAGUACACGGAGAUCCCAAAUAUGUUGCUGAAAGUAAGGGCAGUGGUGGUGGUGGUCAGAGUAAUUAUGAGAAAUCGGCGAUGAUGGAUGAUGCUGAGAUGGAAGCUAAGCCUAGUGGUGGUGGUAGUGGUGAGGCAGAGGCGUCGCUCUACCAAACAAGGGCUAGUGGUGUGUCAAUGGAGACUGAUGGACCUGAGUAUGAGGUGCACAUAGUGGAAAAGAAGGUUGUUGAUAAGGAGAAGCCCGAUAAGAAUGGCAAUGGCGGCGGGUUUAAGGGUCGAGGAGGGUUGCGGGAUGUGUCUCAAGUUGCUGUUGAGAUCAAGAUCCAGUUCGAGAGGGCUUCUGAGUAUGGGAAUGAAAUAGCGAAGAUGCUCGAAGUGGGGAAGCUCCCUUACCAGCGUAAACAUGUUUCAAAGAAGUUACAAGGUGUUACUCCAUCAUCAUUAUCGUUGUUGUCUUCACAUCCACCUGCUUCCAAUAGCUUGGAGGCUUCAUCCUCGAACGAUAAUGCUGGUCCAGCUUUCCUGGAGAUGGAUGAAGAUCUGGCCUUAAGAUCAAAGAAUCUUUCCUCUACCUUGCAAAAACUGUAUCUUUGGGAGAAGAAGCUCUAUACUGAAGUGAAAGCUGAGGAGAAAAUGCGGGUAGUUCAUGACAGGAAAUGCCAGAAGCUGAAACUUUUGGAUGAGAGGGGUGCGGAAGCUCACAAAAUAGAUGCUACACGAACGUUGAUAAGGAGCCUGUCGACUAAAAUAGGAAUUGCGAUUCAGGUUGUUGACAAGAUCUCGGUCACGAUAAACAAGAUUAGAGAUGAAGAGCUAUGGCCGCAACUGAAUGAUUUGAUUCUCGGGUUGAGUAGAAUGUGGAAAAACAUGCUUGAGUGUCACGAAAUUCAGUGCCAAGCAAUAAAGGAAGCCAAAGGGUUUGGUCCUAUUGGAUCUGGUAACAAGCUCAGUGAUGAUCAUCUCGAAGCUACAAUGCAACUUGAGCAUCAGCUGCUUAAUUGGACUUCCAGUUUCACCAGUUGGGUCGGAGCUCAGAAGAGUUAUGUAAAAGCCCUAAAUAGUUGGCUUGUAAAAUGCAUCCUGUAUGAACCAGAAGAAACGCCCGAUGGCGUGGCUCCGUUUUCACCUGGGAGGAUGGGUGCACCUCCCGUGUUUGUGAUUUGUAAUCAGUGGGCACAAGCUAUUGAUAGAAUAUCUGAGAAGGAAGUGGUUGAUUCUAUGCGCCUCUUUGCAUCGACGGUGUUUAAAUUGUGGGAGCAAGAUAAGGAAGAGAUGCGAAGCAGAAUAAUAACUAACAAGGAUUUGGAAAGGAAAGUUAGGAACUUGGACAGAGAGGAUCAGAAGAUACAGAAGGAGAUCCAAGCAUUAGACAAGAAAAUUGUAUCGGUUUCUGGAGAUGGCGGCGAUGGUUUGUCUGUUACUGGAAAUGUUGUGUAUCAGAGUGAUACUAGCAAUGGCAGUCUGCAAGGUAGCUUACAAAGGAUUUUCGAGGCUAUGGAGAGGUUCACAGCAGAGUCUGUGAAAUCUUAUGAGGAUCUUGUGCAACGUAGUGAAGAAGAAAGUAGAGCUGGAGAACAUGCUGCUUCUUAAUCAUCACAUGGUUCAACCACAUACAGCUUUAUGCAAACUUCACUUGAAGCAGAAGACUUCGCCACCUGGUCACGUGAUUUCGUGGUGAGAUAUGUCUCGCCCCUUCUGCUGCUGAAACUCCUAUGUGAAAGAAGAUUCUGAAAAAGCUGCAGUUGUUCCAUGUGGGCUCACCUAGGUUUGAUGCUGUUUGAAGCUCAGAAGAAUGGCAAUUUGGAACAGAUGGGGAUCGGGCUGCUGUUCGGAAAACUGAGCUGGGCUAUCAGACCUGGUCUGUAAGUGCCAAUUCCUUCCUCUAUUGGAUCAGAAUUGGCAUAGGCCUUAUAGAUCCUGUAGGGCUAUCAUCACAUCUGACACAUCUCAUCGAGCAUUUACAUGGCUGAGAAGGGUCAUAAACAGGGUUCGCUCUGGGGAAAAAAGACAAUGCUGAAGAUGCAAAUCUGAGCAAGAGCAGAACUAGGUUCAAUUUUGAACUGAGGAUAUUUGGUUGAGUUAUAGGAUCAGUGGCCAGUCCCAGAAUGGCGCAAGUCUUGGAAAAUGCCCACAGAUCAGAUAUAUAUGGUAAAUAACUUAACUUUGAUUUUCUUCUCGGACUUUUUUCGGAAUAUUUAUUACAUUAAAUUCUGUAUAGAUCUUUUCUUCUCCCUGAUAUAGCUCUUCUCAUAGCAAAGGGUCUCUGUGAGGCUCUAAUUAGAGGUUCUUAACAUCCAUUAUUUCGUGUUGCUCCUGCAAUUCGAAUCCUGUAUCACCACUGAACUAGAGAGACUAGGAAGGUGAAUGUACCAUUGUAAUCUUGUUGGGGAUGGCAAUCGAAGCAGAGAAACUAGAUGAUUUUUACAUAUCAUUCAUACAUGUCUCUUCUAUGCUAUGAGAAUGAUUAGCUGUGUGGGUUGUGAUUAGGACACAGUUUGUUUUCUACUAAUCUUGUACUAAUGUACUAUUAUUAGCUUGGAAGAGUUUUGCUUAGAGUGAUUGCAACAAUGAUGACAAAAUAUCUUUCUGGCUUUGGGAACACAACAGCUCACAGUACUCUGAUUUGGGGAUGUAGCAAAGAUAGGGCUAAACUAUUUGUAAUGAUUAUCUGUUGGCAAUAACUGUGGGAAGUUGAAGGUGGUUUAACCUCUUUCAGCAUAGGAGGGUUAUGAUGGUGUGAACUGAAUCGAGUUUUGCAGGACUUUUUUUGUAUGCCAUUUGUGACAGCUGAAAUGAAAAUAACAGCUUUCCUUUGUUUGUUUUGGUUUGUGAUAGGUCUAGGUAGGCCAGAGGAUCUUGCACGCUUCUUCCUCUCUAAUCUCUUAUCUUUCCCAAACCUUGUUUGGGCCUUUGGGGAAAUGACUGUAAAAGUGAUGCUCAUCCUGAAUGGUUUUUUGUAUGGUAGAGAGAGGGUGGGUUGAUGUGGAAAUUGUGGAUGGUAACAUGUCAAUUUAGGUGAAUGGUGUGUUUUAAAGGGUGUUUGUUGAAGAUCUUUCGCCGUCCAUUGUUGACCAUAUGUAUUCGAGAUUGUAUAAGUUUCGUUUAUUUGAGAUCAGUUAUAUUUUCAUUAAGAUACAACACUGUAUAUCAUAUGAAAGAUGUUUUCGUCCUGCUUUUAUCAGUCCUUUUCGAUAGUUGAAAUAUGGUUUUCUUGUGCUCAUUGUGCGACGGUAAUUGUGAGUAAAAAAUGGGAAGAAACAACAUUAGGAAUAUUAUCUUCCACCAAUUUGAAGACAAUGGACCCUUAGAAAUGUAAGGGUAAUCAUUUAGCAAAUCAUGUGUUGCAUGCUCUCCAACUUAACACAUUUUCUGUGCAAGUAUAAGCAAGUUAAACGAGAGUAAGCGAGUCAAUUAACAUAAAACGAGCAAACAUAGAAAUUUUCACGAAUUCAUUAGCAACAAGAUAGCAAAAAUAUAAAUAGAUAUAUCAAAG
Messenger RNA from Linum trigynum, 7823 nucleotides. Lineage: Eukaryota; Viridiplantae; Streptophyta; Magnoliopsida; Malpighiales; Linaceae. The record is from the annotation of a GenBank genome assembly.